GGCGAAACAGGUCAUCUCAUGUUUCAUCCUCUCAAGAGGCUUUGACGCGCCCCAACCAAGAGCGCCGGACCCGCGCCGCUAGGCAACAGAAACAAAUGUAUGAAUCUAUGCUCUAUAAGAGAACUGGUAACUUAAGCGAUCCGCACAAAGUCCAAAACGACAGCAUCAAGUCCGCACCUCCCAUCGUCUGUCAUCAUUGACAUUUGGUUUUUCGAGUCCUUGACUCCUUCUUUCCGCCAGGCCCAGAACAAGCAGCCCCAACCUCAAAAAAGCAGCAUCAUGUCUAGCCAAGGUGCAGGAAGCACAGGAAGUGCGAGAAGUGCAGCUCGCCCAGCAAAGGGCAAGGCGGCGGCGGCGACGUCGACGUCCGGCCCGACCUCGGCCCAGCACGAUGACAUGAAGGACCCGGAAUACGAAGAAGCCCAAUCAAAGAAGGAGUUUUACUGGCAGGAGCACUGGCAGAAGUCGCUGCCCAACGCCGAGAAGGAGCCGUCGGUUGUGCUGGUCUUCAACAAGUCGCCUGAUGCCAUCGCAACGGACAUCAAGAAGAUGGCGGGCCCGAACACAAAGAUCACCACCGUCGACCGCAUCCUGGGAAUCUACGACGAUAUCGAGGAGGGGAAGAGCCUGGGCACUGUCCAGGCGGGCCUUGUACCUAUCGGGCUGUACGGAAGUAUCAGCGACAAAUAUGAGGUUGAGACCAUCACCGUCAAGUUCGGCAACCAGAAGCGCAUGGCCUAUAUUCCAGUGAAGGCCCGCAAAGCAGUGAAGCAGCAGGGUUUCGAUUGAAGACGGCAAGGGUAGGGGGAAUAAUGUACCGAUCUUUCCGAUGAAAUGGACCCUUUUCUCACUCAACUGUUCUGUUCUGUCCCCGCAAUUCAUAGUGGCCUCAUCCUGGCAGUUCACAUUGGCUGAACUAUAUACCGAUUCCUUAACCAUGUGCGUCUAGAGAAGUGGGAUACACUACCUAGCUACCUUAUGGGCUGAUGCAAAAGGCGGUACGCGGCUACCGGCCCGUGCAUAGCAGCUGUAAGAUGUUAACUAAGCCCUGGCAUCUCUCGCUGGAUCCCAUUAAGUGCCAACAACCGGGACCAGAUCUCUGUUGUUCCCAGUUCAUGGAUAGAGUUCCUUACACUUCGCUCGAAAUCUUCUCAAGCAGACAAUGACAGACCAUAUGCAGCUGUC
This is a messenger RNA of Chaetomium strumarium, 1185 nucleotides long. RefSeq lists its product as uncharacterized. The transcript has a single exon. Bases 280 to 789 code for a protein of 169 amino acids. The record is from RefSeq and is a predicted model, not a curated record. NCBI's taxonomy places the organism in Eukaryota, Fungi, Ascomycota, Sordariomycetes, Sordariales, Chaetomiaceae.